Molecule: messenger RNA, 3470 nt
Organism: Bombina bombina (fire-bellied toad)
Lineage: Eukaryota; Metazoa; Chordata; Amphibia; Anura; Bombinatoridae
Gene: RNF145
Product: ring finger protein 145
Exons: 11
Coding region: 258-2333 (691 amino acids)
Cellular component (GO): endomembrane system; endoplasmic reticulum
Molecular function (GO): ubiquitin protein ligase activity; zinc ion binding
Source: RefSeq, a predicted model, not a curated record
GGCGGGGUUUUGGUCGUGUUGUCUGUAAUACACGGUCCGGCUCGGUUUCGAGGGCCGGAAAUCCGUGAGUUAAGGCCUGGGGAAUUUUUAUGUCGAAGAGAUUAGUACUUGGAUAAACCGAAUCUGCAAGGGAUAAAGCGUAUCUCGAGGACCGUAUGGAGAGAGGGGCGGAGGCCCCGACAUGGAGUUGAGGAGGCAUUGAGGGGCUUACACUUCAGCGCAGUUUUGACGUGAUCGUGCUUUAAUAAAAAAUAAAAAUGGGAACAAAGGAGAAGUUGGAGGCCAUGUUGAACGUGGCUCUUCGUGUCCCAAGCAUAAUGCUUUUGGAUGUUUUGUAUCGAUGGGAUGUGAGUUCCUUUUUCCAGCAAAUCCAAAGAAGUAGUCUAAACAACAACCCACUCUUCCAGUACAAGUACUUGGCACUCAACAUGCACUAUGUUGGUUACAUCCUGAGUGUUUUACUUCUGACUUUACCUCGACAACAUCUGGCUCAGCUGUACCUCUAUGCUGUGACUGCCAUGCUGCUAUAUACUGGUCAUCAAAUUUCUAGGGAUUAUGUUCGCAGUGAGCAGGAAUUUGGUUAUGAAGGACCAAUGCACCUGGAACCCUUGUCUUUGAACCGGUUUUUCACUGCACUAAUAGGUCAGUUGGUGGUGUGUACUCUGUGCUCCUGUGUAAUGAAGACUAAGCAAAUCUGGCUUUUCUCUGCUCACAUGCUCCCCCUGCUGGCUCGUCUUUGUCUUGUUCCUAUUGAAACUAUUGUUGUCAUUAACAAGUUUGCUAUGAUUUUCACUGGGCUUGAAGUACUGUACUUUUUGGCAUCAAACCUUUUUGUGCCCUUUAAUCUUGCCAAGUCUGCGUACCGGGAGCUUGUUCAGGUAGUGGAGGUAUAUGGACUUCUUGCACUGGGAAUGUCUCUCUGGAACCAACUUGUUGUCCCGGUCCUGUUUAUGGUGUUCUGGCUAGUCCUGUUUGCACUUCAGAUUUAUACAUAUUUCAGCACACGUGAUCAGCCAACCUCCCGUGAACGUCUUCUAUUCCUUUUUCUUACAAGCAUUGCAGAGUGCUGCAGCACGCCAUACUCUCUCUUGGGUUUGGUCUUUACAGUUUCCUUUGUGGCUCUUGGUGUGCUGACUCUAUGUAAAUUCUACCUUCAGGGAUACAGAGCAUUCAUAAAUGAUCCAGUUAUGAACAGGGGUAUGACCGAGGGAGUGACUCUGCUGAUACUUGCUGUGCAGACGGGGCUGAUUGAGCUUCAGGUGGUACACAGAGCUUUCCUACUCAGCAUCAUCCUGUUCAUUGUUGUGGCUUCUAUUCUGCAGUCUAUGCUGGAGAUUGCUGACCCUAUUGUACUUGCUCUUGGUGCAUCACGUGAUAAGAGUCUGUGGAAGCACUUCCGGGCAGUCAGCCUUUGCUUAUUCUUACUAAUUUUUCCUUCUUAUAUGGCCUAUAUGAUUUGUCAGUUCUUCCACAUGGAUUUCUGGUUACUAAUUAUCAUUUCCAGUAGCAUUCUCACCUCACUACAGGUUCUCGGAACGCUUUUCAUCUAUGUGUUGUUUAUGAUUGAAGAAUUUCGCAAGGAGCCUGUUGAAAACAUGGAUGAUGUCAUAUACUAUGUCAAUGGUACUUACCGCUUGCUUGAGUUCCUUGUUGCAUUAUGUGUUGUGGCAUAUGGUGUCUCAGAGACUGUGUUUGGAGAGUGGACAGUUAUGGGUUCUAUGAUCAUCUUUAUUCAUUCAUAUUAUAACGUUUGGCUGCGGGCGCAACUUGGCUGGAAAAGUUUUCUUCUGCGCAGAGAUGCAGUGAACAAGAUUAAAUCUCUGCCUACUGCCACCAAAGAACAGCUAGAGCACCAUAACGACAUCUGCUCCAUAUGCUACCAGGACAUGACGUCUGCAGUUAUCACUCCAUGUAGUCAUUUCUUCCAUGCUGGAUGCCUUAAGAAGUGGCUUUAUGUGCAGGAGACCUGCCCUCUUUGUCACUGCCAACUAAAAUCCCUUUCUCAACAAGCAGGUUGUGAUUCAUUUCCAGCUACAAAUGCAGAAAUUCAGCAGAAUACCCCCAACACACAACCAGAGGAGGUUUUCAGGGCACAGACCGCAAAUCCCCCUGUGGAUGUACCCCAGAACUCUAUGGAGCCAGAACAUAAAACAGACACUCAGCUUGUAGAGUCAACUGAUGCCACAAAUUUGCUGCAAGUGGAGCUUUGUCCAGAUAGUGAUGGAUUGAAUAACUGUGAAGUGUUUGAGGAUGUAAUACCUAGAGACGAGAAUCUCGAGGAUUUCAAUGAGAAGUAUUUUCCACAAGCAAGUGAGAUUUCUGUAGGAAUAUGAAAAUUUUGCUUGCUGGGAUUAACCAUGGGAAAUCUAAACCCUCUCUUCUUCGAUGCAGCAAGCUGCUUUUCAGAUAAAAAGCUGAUGCUGAUCAAAGUGUAUGCAAAAUUUUUCCAUGUGGAUUUUAUUUUUUUAUGUUUUGGUGCCGAUGAAGAGAAAGCAAACAGUUUUCUUACACUGCCCUGCCAGUCAGUAUCGAUCAAGAGAGGGAGAAACAAAUAACUAUAUAUAUAUAUAUAUAUAUAUUAUAGAGCAUUUUAAUUGUUGGAAAGGAUGUAGGCUUCCCUUCUCUAUCAGGAAAUAAUUUGACAUAACAAUCUAAAAGUUCCAACAUAAGGUAAUCACUACUUGCAAAAAUGUCACUCAGACUUUUUUUUUUCUCCCCCUUCUGGAUUGUCAUAAGCAUGGAUAAAAAGAUUCCACUGGUGGGAUUGCACAGAGAGGAUGCUGCACGCUUGCAUGCACGCUUGCUUGCACUCAAAAGUAUACACACUUGGGGUGUUUCUGGGGUGGGGCAACACUGGUUUUGAAAGUAUAUAUUUGCAACCUCAAGUAAAUUUAACUUUUUUCUUACGUACAAGAAUUAGUAGUAUUUAACUACAGUCAACCUUUUCCUCCUGUAUGAAGUAUCAUUGAAGUUCAAGUGAUCACUUUUGCUGAGUAGGAUGAACUUCAUUGCACUGAAAGGGGUUUUAAUGGUGUGAUAAUGCUGUAGUCUUAUGAAACAAAUGCAGUGUUAAGAAAUGGCAGUAUUUGCACUAUUGGAAAUGAGUACAUAGCCCUGUGUAUGAUCAAACUCCGCAAUUGCCAUUUUUAAGGCUGUUGGUAGUAAUAGCACUUUCAGAUUUUUUUUCCCCUGCCCAGAAUAUUGUGUUUAAAUUUUUUAAAUUUGAUCAUGGCUUUAGGUGGAAAAAAACAUCAAUUUUUUAUGUGAAUUUUGAUAUGAAAAUAAAACCAUUAAUUUAUACUAGUAGGCUUUGGCUGUAAAGGAAAAUUAUUGAGUAUUCAACCUUUCUAAUGUAAGAUGUGACUUUUUAUUUGAGAUAAUUAUAAUAUUUUUUUUUAUUAUUUUGUGGUACAUUUGGAUGUAGACUGACAGACAUAGCUGAAUGUCUUAAUAAAUUAUAUUUAAACAUG